CAGUUUGAGGUUAUGUUGAUAAACGUGUGUUUCAGUAGAAAACAAUUUGUCCAAAAACAUGUUAAACUUAUCUUAACUUGCCAUUCCUUUAUUUGAAUUGCGAUAUAUUACGUGAAACAAUGUCGCGAUUAAUUAUAAAGAACCUUCCAAAUUCAAUUACAGCUGAAAAGCUGAAGGAGCGUUUUGCUACCAAAGGUGUGGUCACGGAUAUACAACUUAAAUAUACUUCUGAUGGGAAAUUUCGACAUUUUGGAUUUAUUGGUUUCCAAACGAAAGAAGAGGCGGAUAGAGCUGUAGACUAUUUUAAUAGCACUUAUAUAAACCAAUCAAAAAUAACAGUUGAACACUGUGCGGAUCUUGGAGACGCAGCCAAACCAAAGGCUUGGAGCAAGUAUGCCCCUGAUAGUUCUGCGUAUAAAAAACUUCAUUCUACCGAAGAAAAACCAAAAGCCAAAGAGGAAGCACAGCCUGGUUCUAAGAAAAAAGAAAAAAAAGACAAGUUAAACUUAAAUCCUGAAGUCAUUGAAAAGUUAAAAAAGCACAAAGAUGAUCCAAUGUUUUUGGAGUUUUUGGAAACUCACGCGAAAGAAGACGCUUUGAAAGUCAUCGCUGAGGAUAGGGAUUCUGGUGUUGAAGAAGAAGAUAACAAUGAAGAAUGUGAUAAAGCUACUGAAGAAGUAGAGGAGAAGAAAUCUUCUGCUUUUGCCAAUAUUUCUGAUCUUGAGUACCUGAAAUUAAAGAAAAAAUCAAGUGGGAAACCAAUAGAUGCGGUAGAAACAGAAAAUGAAACAAAGUCAGAAAUCAAAGCCAUUGAAGAGGAUAAGACCCUAUUUACAGUUAAAAUAAUCAAUUUGGCUUUCACAACAAAGAAAAAAGAGGUGAAGGAUUUUUUUCGACCCUUGAAACCAGUUGGGAUAAGAAUCCCAAGGAACGCCUCUGGAUUCGCCUACGUUUCUUUUAAAACCUCUAAGGAGAUGAAAAAGGCUCUCAAUAAGAACAAAAGCUUCUUAAAGGGAAAACAAGUUGGUGUGAAGAUUUACACAAGCCAAGGAGAGAAGGAGGCAAAUCAGUCUCAAGUAGGAAAUGAAAAACAAAAAAGAUGGAGAGAGCAAGAAGAAGCUUUGAUGCAAGAAGAGAGCAUUGCAGAAUCAGGCAGCAUCUUUGUGAGGAAUCUAGCCUACACGAUCACGGAGGAAAAUCUUACUGAGCUCUUCUCUCCCUACGGACCCCUGGCUGAUGUCACGUUACCUGUGGACAAAACAAGUCGUCAAGUGAAGGGAUUUGCGACAGUGACGUAUGUUAUGCCCGAACAUGCCGUUGCAGCCUACUCGGCUCUCGACGGAACUGUUUUCCUUGGGAGGAUGCUUCAUCUUCUUCCGGCCAAGACCAAGAAAACGGAGGAAGAUGAUGGUGAGAACAAGAGCUUCAAAGAAAAGAAAAGAGACAAAGAGAAAGCCACCGCAGGCCAGUCUCACAAUUGGAAUAGUUUGUUCUUGGGUCAAAACGCCAUUUUGAACGUGAUGGCGGAGAAAUACAAUACUUCCAAACAAAGUGUCCUAACAGGAGCAGACGUGGCUGUGAGAGUUGCCCUGGGAGAAACUCAAAUAGUCUCGGAAACGCGACAGUUCCUGUUGGACAACGGGGUGUCACUGGACGCAUUCAACCAGGCCCCAAAGCUGCGAUCGAAAACGGUUAUCCUCGUUAAAAAUCUACCUGCCAAAACUACAGCUGCGGAAAUCAACGAGUUGUUCUGCAAAUUCGGGGAGUUAGGAAGGGUGGUUUUACCCCCCAUUGGUGUAACAGCAAUCGUCGAGUUCCUUGAAGCGUCGGAAGCCAAGAAGGCAUUCCUCGCCCUAGCCUACACCAGGUUCAAAAACCUUCCUCUGUACCUGGAAUGGGCUCCUGACGACACCUUCUCUCAAGUUACUGCGAAAAAAGAGAAAGCCGAAGACGAAAGUGAAAUCAAGGAUGAAGUGGAAGAUGGAACAAAGCAGGAAAGUGAAAGUGAUGAAGAUGAAAAUGUGGAACCUGAACCAGACACUACAUUAUAUGUUAAAAACCUUAACUUUGACACACAAGAAGAGAGCAUUAAACAGCAUUUCCGCAAGUGUGGCAAGGUAGCCAGUGUGACGAUCGCACGCAAGAAAGACCCUGCAAGGCCGGGGGAGGUGCUCAGCAUGGGAUACGGCUUUGUGCAGUUCUACAAACAAGCAGAACUGAACCAAGCACUCAAACAACUACAACACUCGACACUCGAUGGACAUCAGCUGGAACUUAAGCGCUCGAACAGGACUCUACAAGACAAUAAAAAUCAACCGAGAAAGAAGAACAAUGUUGAGAAACAAACCGGUACCAAAAUCUUGGUACGAAACAUCCCGUUCCAAGCAACCCAAAAAGAAGUCCAACAGCUUUUUGUGACUUUUGGAGAGAUCAAAUCGUUGAGGCUGCCGAAAAAGAUGGUGGGAACUGGGUCUCAUAGAGGAUUCGCCUUUGUGGAGUUCCACACCAAACAUGACGCAAAAAGGGCCAUGCAAGCGUUGUGUCAGAGCACUCAUUUCUUCGGCCGCAGACUCGUCCUGGAGUGGGCGCAGGAGGACGAGGAUGUUGAGCAGCUUAGGAAGCGGACUGCUGCGUCGUUCAAACAAGCUUCAGAGCCAACGAGUAAAAAAGCUCGAGCCGACCUGGAAAUAGAAGAUGAAGAAGAAGAUGAAUAAACAAUUUGUGGCUUACAAUAUUCAUGAGUCAGAUACGUCCAGAAUAAUAUGACAAAAUGGUUCGUUUUCCCAGCAAAAUGUUGAACGAUUAGUUCAAAAAGUCAUUAUGGUUUUAUGCUUUCAACAAGCAUCCUAUCAAAUGUAACAUUUUCAUCCAAAAACAUAAUUUUUAAGUCAGCAUUUAUUUAUGUAAACAUAGUUUUUUUGCUUAGAAAUUGUAUUGUGCUAAGGUAUUUUUAUGCAGAAAUAGAGCUCAACUUAUUAGAGAAAAAAAUAUAUAUUAGAGUCCUGAGGAUAAUAGCUACACAAUAAAUAGUCACAAAAUGAAAAUAUAACACUGAUAUUUCGUCAUAUUAUUUCGUUCACAAAAUUUUGGCAGUUUUUAAAAGUUUCAUGGGUUCCUCCACCAGUUUUUUGGGUUAAUGUAUUAACGGCUAUUAUUUCAAAGUUAGGGUGAGGUGAAGGUGAUGAAAUAGCUUCUCCUCAAACCUGCUAAAUUUUGUGAACAGAGUAUAUUAUAGGACUUCUUCUUAGAGUUGGUCAAAGUAAAAUUAUAUUGUGUUGAAUUGCUUUGAAAUUAAAUGAAAACCUACUCAAAUAAAUUUAAUGUAACUUAAAACAUUUUUUCAAAAAUCUAAAAACACCGCAUGUGUCUAGAAACCAUAACUUAAAAUGUUUAUUUUGCAAAUAUUUCCUAAAGAUUUUAUAACUGUACAAGACAUUUUUUUAUCUUUCAUGAUGUUUGUCGGGCCAUUUACUAUGAUUGUCAAUUGUUAAGGUACCCGUCAUUUGUACAUUGUCUUACUUGUAAAUACUGUAUAAUUAUAUACAACUAUUACAAAAUUUCUAUAGGUA
Messenger RNA from Macrosteles quadrilineatus (aster leafhopper), 3569 nucleotides. RefSeq names its product probable RNA-binding protein 19. Lineage: Eukaryota; Metazoa; Arthropoda; Insecta; Hemiptera; Cicadellidae. The transcript is spliced from 18 exons. The record is from RefSeq and is a predicted model, not a curated record. Gene Ontology annotation, molecular function: RNA binding. Bases 120 to 2714 code for a protein of 864 amino acids.